GUUGGAGGAUAUAUAUUUAUAUUUUGGCAGGCUUGUAAAAAGCAUGUGAUGAGGCUGUAGAGAGGGUUAACCAUAUCACAGCAUCUGCCUUUAAUCAGCAGAGGGUGGUAACACUGCAAAUUAAAACUGAUUUUUAGAUCAUUCUAAGAGUUGACUUCCCUGGGAAGAAGCCAGGCUCCAGACUCAUUGACAGGGAGAUGGAAAAGGGAAACGUAGCUGAUAAUGCGAAUCAGGAUGACUAGGUAACUUGCUGGGGCUUCUUGGAAUGAUUACCCAUCACUGCAGCCCCCAAGUGAACGGUGGACCAGCUCGAAAAUCUGAGUUCUGGAGGAAGCCUAGGAAGUAUGAGCUGGGAGAAAAGAAGUUGGCAUUUUGCCUUGUGUGAAGGACAAGGCUGGGGAAGACAGCUCCCGGGCAUCAAGCGGACACCGGAGGUGAGAAGGGAAAGGCUGACCAAGAUAAAUCAGCCUGCCCAAGGUGCAGUAGCCACCAUGACCUCAGUAGACUGAUGAUGGAAGAAAAGGAAACUGGGAGAUCCUGUGCUCUAGCUUCCCUGGACGAUGGAUGGAGGACAGCCCGUCCCUUCACCCCUAGUGCCCCUUGAGAACGCAUCAUCAGAUUCUAGCAUGUCUCUGGAACAGAAGACCACAUUUGUUUUUGUGAUUUUGUUGUUCAUUUUCUUGGGCAUCCUCAUUGUCAGGUGCUUCCGGAUUCUUCUGGACCCGUAUCGGAGCAUGCCAACCUCGACUUGGGCUGAUGGACUUGAAGGGCUGGAGAAGGGGCAGUUUGACCAUGCCCUUGCUUAGCAGAGGGGGCGCUCCAGAGGAGGUGAAGUGCAUCAUGAUUUGGCAAGGAUUUCUCUUUAGCCAGUAUUCUAAACACACCAAGUUUCAACAACACCCAGUCGUAGGUCCACAAUCCCUCCUUUAUUAACCAUGCCGCUGGGUUACAAAACAUUUGAGGAUAUGGGGGAUGAAGGUUUCUAACACUCGCCAAAAAUAGGAAGGUUUGAAUUUCUUUGUUUAAUCAAUGAAUGAGUACUUCUGAAUACGUGUGAUGGUGAAAGCAAGAGCACCAGCACUGACAUAAACUUUGCCAUAAAAUGAAGCACUCUCCCCCCUCAACCAGAGAAUAAAGAACAUAAUGGCUCUGAAAUGAAUCUGGUCAUGGGGCCACAAAGAGACUUCUUUGCUCUGAAGGUGUCUCUCAGUUUGCUUUACCAUCGUGGGAAUCGGGUCCCUGGCAGAGAGUAAGGAAGACUGUGCUGAGUGGACCGAAGGAGGUCCCCAUUCUCUCCUACAAAGCAGGCAGCUUUGGGGAGCAAACAGCACAAACAGUUCAGCGCAAACAGUUCCAUCCUAGAAAAGAUGAGUGAGGAUGAGCUCAUUUUAUUUCUCAAAUACAACUGAAAUCAAAGACUUGGGGAGGUUUGAAAACGCUUCACCAGGCCAAGUACACUCUAGGUAUCUGUAUUAAUAACCUGUGUGGAGGGGUCGAUACAUAAUGCGAAUUUACUUUUUUCACCCACAUGACUGAAAUUCUGGGUUGCAAAGGCAGCUACGAGUCGUGUUUGCAAGCAAAAAGUUAGUUGUCUAGAAGAGAAGACUUUCACAGUCUUAAGAGGAAUGUGUGUUUAUGACUGAAUAGGGAAGCCAAAUAAAACUUUGCAAGAAACGGUAGCAUCUCCUCUCCUAUUUCACCGAGACGAAUGCACUGGUGGCCACGUGUGAGACGGAAUGCGGAGGACAGAUAGUGUCCCGAGAGACAGAAAAAGCUGCAAGGUCAUCGAGUUCAACCCUCUCGCAUUUGAGAAAGGGCUCCCACAGAUCGUCCUGCCUGCGUACAAUCUGUACUAAGCACUAUUUAAGACCCCAAAAAAGAGAGAUGAGAAAACCUCUUAUUCCAACUUCUAUUGUAGGAAAACCUUGUACCUAAAUGAAACUCCUGAAGCUGUAUUUAUAAUCUAUGUCUUCUAAUUUUCUCCUCAGCUAGCCAUCCAAUUUUUUUUUUAUUAAAAAAAGAGUUAAAAAGGCCAACCAUGCCCGAAAAGGCAGCCCUUAAAAAAACUGCUUUAUUGUCUCCCCCCCCCCUUUUUUUUUAACAUUCUUUGGAGGACCUGCUGUGCAGAUUUCCCCCCUCCCCAUGUUGCCUUUGACUUACAAAUAUUUGUUAAUUAAUUUUUUAAAAAUAAUUCCUACACCCAACGUGGGGCUUGAACUCACAAUCCAAUAUCAAGAGUCAGCUUUUCCAAAUGAGCUAGCCAGGCACCCCUCUUGAAUUAAAAAAAUAAAUUAAAAAAAUAACAGCUUUAUUGAAAUAUAAUUCACAGGCCAUAAAAUUUACACUUUUAAAGCGUACAAUUCAGAGGCUUUUAGAUCCUUCCCAGAGUUGUGUGACCAUUACCACUGUCUAACUCUGGAAUUCUACACCCACUAGCAGUGACUUCCCAUCCCCUUCCACCCAGUCCGUGGCAAUCUUGAAUCCACUUU
Molecule: messenger RNA, 2489 nt
Organism: Acinonyx jubatus (cheetah)
Lineage: Eukaryota; Metazoa; Chordata; Mammalia; Carnivora; Felidae
Gene: CTXN3
Product: cortexin 3
Exons: 2
Coding region: 561-806 (81 amino acids)
Source: RefSeq, a predicted model, not a curated record